AUGACAUCGCUGAGGAACUUGAAACCAGUUUGUCCAAACCAAGACGUGUGCAGGUGGGUAAUGUACUAUACUCUGUUAUUUUAAUACAGAAAACCCAAACAAGUGAUGAUGAUCAAGUGAUGCGCUCCCUGCAUAUGGAAUUGACUUGUUCAUGAAAAAUCUAAACCGAAAUUCAUCGUUAGUGUUGCGGACACCUGCGCGUCACGACAAAGGGCUAAAUUUUAUUUCUUUUUCAAGGUUCAACCUGGAGAAUACUAUAGACUGGAGAGUCACCUUCAUGAUAUCAUGACUCCAAUUCCUGCAUUGAUGCGAUCGCUAUGUCUAGAUGAAGAAAAGGAAGAAGAAUACCUUCCAACAAAUACACCAAAUCGCGGGCUGGAAGUUCUAAAUAAGUGUAUUGAAAGAUUAAGCGGUGGAAGAAUUAGUCCGGUGCUCUUUCAACUCACGCAGCCAAUUGAAGAUGUCGCCAGAAGCACGCGCUCCUACAUAAGACGCAAGUCAAAUGAAGUAGUAGGAACAACACUAGAAUGUAUUGCACCAGGGCAGUCUAAUGAACUUCUUGCAUUGGUCGCAAAUCCAACGCCAAUAGAACCUGAACCAGUAAACAACAUUAUGGCGACCCUGCUUUCACUUUAUGAAGGCUCGACAUCUUGGUAUACAAAAAUGACAAUCUUGUCUAUUUUUGCGCAGCACUACACUAAAACGCAACUGAAAGACAUGGUUCCAGGCCUCACAACUUGGCGAAUUGAUCAAGCAAGAAAGCAUGCUGUGGUUGUUGGUGCAGGCCAUUCUGAAGUUAGAAAACCCGUGAUGCGUUAUCGUCUUGAAGGAGAGAAAGUCGACCACUCCCUAGAUUUUAUAAGUAGCCCUCACUACCUUCAGGAUGUAGCCUAUGGUAGAAGGAAGAUAAAAAUGUCAUCUGGAGUAUGUUUGGAGAUACCUGACUUAGUGCGCGCUGUUAUUAGUUCCAGAAUGGUCAAACUAUAUCAGUUGUAUUGUAGUGAAGUUGGAUUUCAACCUCUUGGUAGAUCGACCCUAUUUUCUAUCCUAAAGAUAAAGAGAAAAAUAACUAGAGUAGUCUGAACUAUUAACUGUGAUUUUGGUCAGAAUUAACAAGAGUGUAAAAUAGCGGCUGCAAGUAAUCUAGACUCUUUGGUUGUGGGAAGCAGGAUAAAAAGCCACGUUAUGUAGUGAUGUGUUACCAAAUUUUUUCAUUCACAGAUAUGUGCAGCUUCCCAGAAAAAGUCCCUUGCCGGCCUCGAUAACGUCACAAGCGAAGGUGCAUCAGCAUUUGAUACAUUGGAAAAGGUUGUAGAAACGCUUAACCUACAACCUGUAUGUUAGUAACCAACCCCACCGUCUAUUCUGCUUUUACGGCCUAUUUAAUUUUUGUUCGCUUGUGGAUGACUUUGCUAGGUGAGAUUUAGAGUAUGAGCCGAUUUAUUUGUACUUGCUGUAGGUUCAUCUCUCCAGUGGGCUGAUAACGUUAGACAAAGGGUUACAAAUUUCAUGUGUUGAAGGAAAGUCCCUGUGCUGAUCACUGUAUACGAUUCGCCCUAUCAUCCGAUGAUGUCGAGUACAAAACGGCCUGUGACCAUGAACACACUAUGCAGUGUGAUCGAUGUUUAGACUGUGCUAACGUCGCUCACGACAUCAUUGCUGGACUAGACAGUGGUGAUAUUUCCUUAGGUAAAACAUACAGUUGCAUACUAUUAGUCAUAUGCCAAAUAUUUAUGACUUUAAGGAAAACGCGACCCGCGCUUUUUGUUGCAAACAUUAAGGUUGGCACCCUUGUCCCUAGCGUCCGUUACGCGAGAAAAAAGAAACAACGACAUCAAGAACAAACAAACAAAAAAGUAGAAGUUUGUCGCUUACGACAAGUGCCUUAACCUUUGUCUAAGGCUUUCUUCAUUGUACGAUAUAUUGUUAACAGCCAAUGCAGAAGAGAAUUGAAAAAGCGCGAACAAUUAGUAUUAAUUCCCUUUCCAUUCUUCCCUGUACUCAUCUCGCUUGGUGAAAUCUCCAAAAGAGCAUUUUCUGUAAUGUUGUCAUUAUUUCAAAAUCAAUUUUUUUUUCAGUUACCAGGAACAGAAAGAAGAGCUCAAAUAUGACAUCGAGAAAGCCACUGAAAGAAUUAUGGACUGGAAAUCGCACAUAGUGAGAGGUACCAACCAAGAAAAAGCCAAAAUAAACAUUCUUGGUAAUCUUACUGAGCGGCAGGUGCUAGUGGUGAUGGAUUGGGCCAUGAAAUGGCUCCCAAGAAGCUACAGAGAAACCCAGGCAGAAUGGUUUGGGAAAAAAGGAGUCAGUUGGCAUGUGUCGGCCUGCAUAACAAGACCUGCACGAGGAAGCGGAGUUUAACGAAAACAAAUUUGAUUUCUGAUUCUAAUUAUCUUUAAACUUCAAAGCACGUCACUUGAAUUGAUUUGUCAGAAAAAAAUCAGUUUCAUUCCUUACGAACAAGCCAUAAACUCACGUGUAAUGCAUUUUUUUUUUCGUGCUAGCUGCUUUAUACAGGCAUAGUUUUUGCGGAAGAUGAAGUGAAAGAUAUAUAUUUUUUGCCCCAGUCCGUUGGAGUGCAUGUAAAACAAACAGACAUGUGCUCCGUAUGUGGACGGAAACGCAGAUCUAGUGAAGUGUUGUACGUGAGACAACGGGAAUCAAUGGCAGAUCUAGGAGGAGGCUGGGUCCCUGGGGGACUCGGCCAACCACCUUCUUCUUUGGUCAAACUGAGGCCGCAAGGCCGACAUGAUAUAUAUGUUCUGGAUAAGCAGAGACUCUCUGCUAAGUUGAGGGUGUGAAUCCGCUAGUGAAAAUACAGGUCCACUCAGGUUUAAGUUUGAACCGUGGGCGCAUGUUUCCCCCACCCAGGCUUAUAAAUAUACCGCUGGUUACAUGUAACUUUUCAUGGAUUAGCACCCCGUUUAGAGGAGAGACAGAGAGAAUUUACGUCAUUUCACUCAGAAAUAUGACAAGAUCGGGGUUCCUGGGUCUUCUUGUUAUUUUUCUGAGUUGUCGUUACUCGAGGUGAGCCGGGAGAGCAAUGCAGGCGUAGCGUUACAUUAAAAAUUUUUAAUGCUCAUUUUGUUACAAUCUUUUUGUAUUUUUUUCAUUCCAAAGGUUCGGACUUUUGUUCACAUUCUUGAUAAAGGCAACCAAGAUUGGUUUGCAGUAUUAUCGAUUCUGGAAGACUUUGUUCAGCAGCUUAAGCUGUUGUCCCCACUUCUGAAAGAACUAUUUUUACGAAGUGACAACGUUGGCUGCUACCACAACGCUGCGUUACUUAUCAGUGCGCCAACCAUUACAAGAACAGGGGGGUUGGCGCUUAAGAAUUACAGCUUCAGUGAGGCGAAUAGCGGGAAAGAUGUCUGCGACAGAAAGAUCGCACCCCUCAAAGCACACAUCGGAAGAUAUCUUAAUGAAGGUGAUAAACAGUUUCAGGGCUAUCAAAAAUUAAUAAGAGGCUGUAAAAAUAGUAAAGUUAUUUGAAUUUCCGAAGACCUCAAAAAGUCCCAAGAGCAACAAAAAACGUUUUGCGUUUUAAUUGGCCCGCCAACGGUUCACAGCACCCUUCUUUUCACAGUUUUUACGGAUAAUUCUGUCUUGUUUUAGGUCACGUUGUUAUAACAGCGCGUCAAUUAAAGGAAGCUAUUGACUCCUAUGGGGGAAUAAAGGGCUGUCGAGCAUCAGUGAUUGAAUUAGACACAAGGAAGCAAACAACUAACGCGCCCAAGUUAAGUGGUAUUAGCCAGUUAAACAACUUCGAAUAUACUGAAGAUGGUGGAAUGACUGUCUCGAAGGCGUUUAAAGUUGGAAAAGGUAGGAAAAUUUUCAAACAAGAGCUUGCUAAGGUGGGCCAGCCACAGAGUGAGACAGGGGUGAAAGUAAUAUUGCCUUUUUGUGAUCUAGUUAGCGUUACCGGGUUGUUGAAGAAAGCUUCGACGCGGCCGCCUGGUGACCAAACCAAACAGACCGUCGUUUCUCCUACAAAUGACCCGGGCCUUCCUUGA
Messenger RNA from Porites lobata, 4010 nucleotides. The record is from the annotation of a GenBank genome assembly. Lineage: Eukaryota; Metazoa; Cnidaria; Anthozoa; Scleractinia; Poritidae.